Messenger RNA from Diatraea saccharalis (sugarcane borer), 759 nucleotides. The record is from the annotation of a GenBank genome assembly. Lineage: Eukaryota; Metazoa; Arthropoda; Insecta; Lepidoptera; Crambidae.
AUGUACGGACGGAAGACACCUUCUACAUACCGAUCUACACCAUCUGUGUAUUCUCAUUACACAGGAAAGUCAUCAACAAACUUGCGUUCAACAAAAUCUGUUCGAUCAUUGAGAGUGCCAUGGUACCAGAAGCCUAUAUUACAUGAUGCAUAUUUCCUUGAUCUCCAAAGGGGCUCAUUGUUGACUGGGUUCAUCUCACUUUUUAUAGCUCUGUUUACAUUUGCACACAGCGUGUUUGAUCUGUACUGCCUGGGUAUGGCAGCGCCUGGGUCAGUCCAUUAUGGUUACUACAUAAUGAGUUUCCAGUUUGUUUAUGUGGGAAGCGCACCAGUUCGCAAUGUUCUGAUAGUCUUUGCUCUGUUCUCAUGGGUUGGAUCUGUUGCGGUAAUUGUGACGAGCAUUAUUCUCAUAAAUGCUUUAAGAAAGGAAUAUGAGAAGCGUGUUGUGCCAUGGCUUUACUCCUUCGGGGUAUUCAUAAUUUUCCGUCUAAUUGCCUUUAUAUUUGCGUCGAUAGUGAAUGACAUGAUAUUCGCAUACAAUGUGCUGAUGUGCCUUAUAUGGAUAGUAUUCUGCAUUGCUGGCAUGUACGGCUGGCUGUUGGUUUAUAGUUUGUAUUUAGAACUGGCUGAUUUGACGAAACUGGAGGACUUGGCGCAUUUGAGGAUGGGAACUAUGGCGUCUUUGAACGCUUCUCUAGCUGGUUCUCGACCUACCACGCCUCAUAGCACCGUGUCUACUAUGCCGGCCUCGCAUAUAUGA